UACGAAGUUCAUGAUAGAAGUUUAGCCACAGAUUUACUUGUUGGUAUUCUUAACCGCACCUUGAUUAGCCGACCUGAUCUUAAGCUUGUUGUGAUGAGUGCUACCCUACAGGCUUUUAACAGAGAGUAUUUUAGAGGUGCGCCUCUCAUCAAAGUCCCUUCUGAUAGGCUCCUCCAUCCAGUGGAGAUCUUGUACACUCGAGAACCUGUGAUGGACUAUCUCGAGUCUGCCAUAAGCAAAGUUAUCGAGAUUCACAUGUGUGAACCAACAGGUGACGUUCUUGUUUUCUUGACCGGGGAAGAAGAGAUUGAACAUGCUUGCAGCAGAAUUGUCCGUAGUCUUGGAGAUCAAGUCACCGUUGUGCCCUUGUAUUCCUCUCUUCCAUCAGCCCUGCAACACAAGAUCUUCUAUCCUACACCACCACCACAUUCAGUGAGAAAGAUCAUCGUCUCCACCAACGUUGCUGAGACUUCUUUGUCCAUGGACGGGAUUGUUUAUGUGGUUGAUCCUGGUUUCUCCAAGCAAAAGAACUAUAGUUUUCUCACUUCUGAUGAGUUCUGGUCGGUGUCCCGGAUAUCACAAGCAAGUGCUUACCAGAGAGCAGGACGUGCCGGUGAAAAAUGUUUCAGGCUCUACACUGAGAAGACUUUCAAUGACUUCAUGGAUGGGGAGACUCCUGAGAUACUUAGAUCAAACCUUGUUAAAACAGUUUUGACUUUGAAAAGGCUGGGUGUGGACGACUUGACAUUUUUUGAAUAUAUAGAUCCUCCUUGCACUCGAAUGCUCCUUCGGGCCUUGACCGAUUUGUUUCAUCUGGGAGCUGUGGAUGACCAAGGUAACCUGACAAAUAUAGACCAUAUGAUGGAGAGUUUGGAAGAGCCACUUUGAAUUCUUUUUAUAAAGUUCUUAAUUUUUUUCUUGUGUUGCAGAGAGAAACUAAUAGAUAUGGAAAUUUAUUAUAAGCGCCUAGCGUCACUUUUUUUUUUAUAAAUAAAAUUAUUUAAUUUAUUUGUAGAUUUCUUAAACUUUGAAUUUUUACAAGUUAUUUUCAUAAUGAAGAUAUAGCUUCUUAAAUGGAAAUAAUCACGAUUGGUGUUGUGAUACGGUCUGUUUUGUUUUCUCCACUACAAGCUCUAGCUAGUGUUCGCCUUAACAAAAGGCAAAGCUAUUAACGAUCUCAAACUCAAAGGUCUGAAUUAGGAUGGUUUCCUGCGAGGAUGAGAGAGAUCUCCAGACCACGACUAAACGCUUGGUUAAACAUCAUACGUGUUUGGAACGUCGAGAGAAAUGGGAACCACGAGCAGAACGCAACGGGAAGGAAUAUGAGCAUUCCCAUUCCUGCAUCAUACAGCCUUGCUAGUGAACGGAUCGACUUCCACAUCCCAAUUCGCUUUAUGAUUGGCUUCCAAGCGCACGCAAUCUAACAACAAAGAGAGGAUUACAUAUGUUAAAAACUUAGACCUCAUGCAAGUGAUUAGAUACUACAGGUAGUGAAACUUACGGAGAGGAUUCCCCAUCCAGUUGGUAUAAGGGCUAAUACAGUAGCGAAUAUGUCUGUCACUGACAAGUCUGUGAGUACAACCCCUACGGUUACGACAGUUAAAGCCACCAAGAAGGUAAUGCCUUGUGCAAGUCUCAGCACAAGCUGGAAACUAACAGAAAUCUUCCGACUGAAGGUAAAGACCU
Molecule: messenger RNA, 1686 nt
Organism: Brassica napus (rape)
Lineage: Eukaryota; Viridiplantae; Streptophyta; Magnoliopsida; Brassicales; Brassicaceae
Product: probable pre-mRNA-splicing factor ATP-dependent RNA helicase DEAH3
Exons: 1
Cellular component (GO): intracellular anatomical structure
Molecular function (GO): RNA binding
Source: RefSeq, a predicted model, not a curated record